This is a messenger RNA of Pieris napi, 5614 nucleotides long. It is a transcript of the gene heph, whose product is annotated as polypyrimidine tract-binding protein 2. NCBI's taxonomy places the organism in Eukaryota, Metazoa, Arthropoda, Insecta, Lepidoptera, Pieridae. Bases 923 to 2650 code for a protein of 575 amino acids. The record is from RefSeq and is a predicted model, not a curated record. Gene Ontology annotation, cellular component: nucleus. Gene Ontology annotation, molecular function: mRNA binding. Gene Ontology annotation, biological process: mRNA processing; regulation of RNA splicing. The transcript has 18 exons.
UCGCGUUUAGUACACCGCUCAGCAGGAGUGACGGACGCGCGGCUAACCAGACGCCGACUUUAGUCUUCGUUUAUUUUCUUUUCUAUUCGUUUAAUUUGUCGCUUAGACCUCUAGCCUCCACACGGAUUUCAUCCUUAUUGAGUGUUCCCAGUGUCUGUGUUUACCGGUGUUUUAUUUUGACUGUGUCACGUGCGAAAUCUUACCGGUUUUUGGAGUUUUCAACAGUUUAACACGACCUUCAAUUAGACACAGGUAGAGCCGGUCAAAAGACCCAACAAUUUUGAUAUUUAAAAGAAUAUUAAGUCAACAAAACACUCGUGGGAACGGCAACUUGUUGCAUAUUGUUUUUGCUGAAACGGUCGUUUCAGAUGAGUAAAAGAUAUACUUGAUACAGUCAAACUUAUAAGAAUUUUGCAUACAAACUAACGUAAAGGAGUGCAGUGCCGCCAAAAAGUGUUUAUUAACAAAAUAUUUGAAGUUUGUUGGGCAUGCGCAGUCGGUUCGACGGAAAUAAUUCGUAACUUUGAAAACAAAUCCUGUGUUGUGAAUUAAGUGUGUUUAAUAGUUUAACAAGUGUACAAUUUGUGUGGUUUUUCUUGGAGUUAACUUGCCUUUUGGAUUUAUUCAACAAUAAGGUUCACCUGUGGAAUUCUUGUGUCUACCUGCGCGCGCACUCUUCUUUUAUAAGUUUGGAGCAAAUAUGAUGUCCUGCCCUCUCCCUAUGCCGCUACUGCCGGCCCUGCACACACCUGCUUUGGCAUCCGAUUUUCCUGUUCACAUCGGAAUAAAGGGCCCGCUAUUAUCCUGAACAACGCACGAAGAAAAUAAAAAUAAACUUUGCGCUUAAAAAUAAGUGGCUUAAUAACGCUCGGAAUUUAAGGAUUUGGCAACUGCCUCCUUGGUGACCCUCCCAUUUCGUGAAAUGGUCAAGGUGAGUGAAUCUUCACUACUUGAGUGCAGCAACGGGCGCUACACUGCGUCCGAGACGAGGGGCUCCGACGAGCUUCUGUCUCAGAGUGGCGUGACCGUCAUGGCGCCGGCUGCUCCACACCAUGCUGAUAAUAAUAAUCAGGAUUCAGCUGCUAAAAAAGUGAAGUUGGAGCAAAAUGUUGGAAAACCGUCCCGAGUUAUACAUAUACGGAACAUACCAAAUGAAACGACAGAAGCUGAGAUCAUUCAAUUGGGGCUGCCUUUUGGCCGAGUGACUAACGUAUUGGUGCUCAAAGGAAAGAAUCAGGCAUUCUUAGAGAUGGCUGAAGAGAUAUCAGCUGUGGCUAUGGUCGCUUACUUUGGAGGCUGCGUCGCACAACUGAGGGGACGUGCUGUCUAUGUACAGUUUUCAAAUCACAAAGAGCUCAAAACCGACCAGACACAUAGCAAUGCGUCGGCUUCAGCGCAGGCAGCUCUUCAAGCAGCGCAGGCCAUUUCAAACACCGCCGGUGCUGCGUUAGUCGCAGGCGCAGGCACGGCUCUUCAGCCUGCGAAUGGCGGCACUGAAAUACAGGGAGGGCCCAACACCGUGUUAAGAGUGAUCAUAGAACACAUGCUGUACCCAAUUGUGUUGGACGUGCUGUACUCCAUCUUCCAGCGAUAUGGAAAAGUGCUCAAAAUCGUUACAUUCACGAAAAAUAAUUCAUUUCAAGCCUUAAUCCAGUAUCCGGACACGGGCUCCGCUCAAAUGGCGAAAACGGCCCUAGACGGACAGAACAUUUACAACGGCUGCUGCACACUGCGCAUCGACUACUCAAAGAUGACUUGUCUGAACGUGAAGUAUAACAAUGACAAGUCCAGGGACUACACCAACCCGACCCUGCCGUCUGGAGACGGCGAUACCCACCAGCUGUUGACCAGUGAGUUGAUGUCACUGCGCGCUCGCAUCCUGGCCGCAUCCGGGAAGAGUGGUGGUGUUCUAGCACCUCCAUUCCUUGGCCUCGGAUCAGGUUUGGCCUCACCGUACGGCGUUGGAGUUGGAGGAGUCGGCCUGCCAGCUUUCGGAGCCCUAACUCUGACUCCAGCCUCACCGGCUCUUCGAGCUCUCGCCGCGCCGCCGUUGCCCCUAGCAACCGUCCUCCUCGUGUCCAACCUAAACGAAGAGAUGGUCACGCCUGACGCUCUCUUUACCCUUUUCGGAGUGUAUGGUGAUGUGCAACGAGUGAAGAUCCUAUACAACAAAAAAGAUUCAGCUUUGAUUCAGAUGGCGGAACCUCACCAGGCUCAUCUAGCAAUGACUCACAUGGACAAGCUGCGUGUCUUCGGAAAAGCCAUGCGCGUGAUGCUUAGCAAGCACCAAACCGUGCAGUUGCCGAAGGAAGGCCAACCAGAUGCUGGACUUACACGUGACUACUCGCAAAGCCCACUGCAUAGAUUCAAGAAGCCGGGAAGCAAAAACUACCAAAACAUCUACCCGCCGAGUGCUACACUGCAUCUCUCCAACAUUCCAGCGACCGUCUCCGAGGAUGACAUAAAGGACGCGUUCACCAAACGCGGAUUCACUAUCAAGGCAUUCAAAUUCUUCCCGAAGGACCGCAAGAUGGCGCUCGUGCAACUUCCGUCCAUAGACGACGCAGUGGCGGCUCUCAUCAAGAUGCACAACUACCAACUGUCAGAGUCCAACCACCUUCGGGUCUCCUUCUCCAAGUCAAGUAUCUAAACAUCCGCAAGGAAUAUCACACAAGUGUCGCAUUUCUGCCCAGUGUACGGGGACGCAAGCGACAUCUCAAUUUAUUUUCAGAAUUCUUAAUUUGAAACUACUUAUAGUAGUAGUCUUUGAAGUAUGACGUCUAAUGUCAUUUGUCUAUGCAAUGUCACAUGUCACAUGCCUCGAGAUAUCGCCUGCGCACCCGAGAGAAGCCCUGGCGACUACCUCUCUCUCGAUCGAGAAUAACUCGACUGAAAUUAUAAUGUAUCUGUAUUACGCUUACUUGGAACAGUUUAGAUAAGUGCUAUAACUCUACUUCCCUAGUGAAUACGUACGUUUAUCUAAUUUAAGAAAGCGCCAUCUGUCGGCGACUGUUAAUAUUACAGCAAUAGGCAUAGUCAGAGAGGUUUUAUAUUUUGUGUGGUAUUUCAUUCCGUGAGUUUUAAAUUAUUUUUAAACAUUAUACCUAUUUUAUUUUUAUAUUAGAUAUACGUUUCCAGUGAUCGAAGCAGAUCGCAAUGAGAUUGCGCAGAAUUUUAUUUCCAUUUUGGCGAUAUGUAUGAGCAAUGUCAAACAUUGCAUCGGCUGCUUCUGCGAGCAUAUUUACACGGAAUAUAUUCACUUUGCAUUGUUAAACAUAAAUAUAUUUCUUUUGUCACAUUAGUUGCAGUUAUAAGAUUAUAUUUUAUACAUAUAUUUUAUUCACUAUUUUAAUAUGCACAAUUUAUUAUUGCAUUUCUUAUUAAGUAUAGUUUUGUGCGCAUACACAUUUGGUAUUUUUUAAAUCGCUCUGAUGUUUAGAAUGUGUAUGUGUGUGCAAUAUUAGUUUUAGACAAUUUAUUAGUGUUAAGUUAGAGCCGGUUCGAUCCGGAACAACUUCACUUCCAUGUUUCGUUAUUUAGAAAAAUAUUCUGUCGGUCGUUUCGAUGAUUCUCGGUUAGUUAGUGUAAUCACAACUCAUCUGUCUGCGGUUCGAGUGACGUAAUGACCGUGUCCGAAAUGUGUCAGACGUGACAUGACGUUCGACGCUAGACCAUAGACUAGAAAUAGUGUAGAAACUAUCACUAACGGUACGUUCAGUGAAAUAAUUGUGACGUGAUGCAUUUAUUUGAUGUUAAUUUAUAUUAAUGGUAGCUACAACACUAUAAAUGCGCGUGCAUGUUUCACUAAGUGAUUAAGUAUUUAUUUAUUCCCGGUUCGACAUUAGAGAUGCGCCGUCGCGGCCUCGGGAAACGGGAUCCGAUUAGCGCGUCGUUGUCAGUAUUUACACUAACUUUAGCGACAGUAUUUUAGUAUAAAUCUCUCGACACUUUGUAUAUAAAUUCACUCGGCUCCGAUAUUCUACGCCAAUUGGUUUUCACACAUCUUUGCCUUCUUGGUUAAACAUGCGUCUAGUCCAAUUCGAAUGAAAUUAACUCGUGGUUUAAGUAUUUUUCUAACGAUUACUAGAACUCGUUCGUCUACGCCGCUCGGCGUCUCUCCUCAAAUUGGACCAGUUUAAGUGUUCAGUUUUACGUCCAUUCAAUGUGAUUAGGCAAACAUGCGUGAAACAGAGACCUGAUUUGACGACUAAGAAUUGUUAUCGUGUUCGUUCACGGACAAUUAAAUCAAUUAUUUUAACAAAUAUAAGUAACGUUAGGUGUUCUACCGCUGUUAACGGUGAUUUCAUUACUCCGUACAUCAACUGUCAAGUUUGACAAUCGACUCGAAAUGUAAAUUGUCAUAUGAAUCAAUUGUAACUUUUAAGCUUGUACUCGAGUCGCAAUGAAAUGCAUAGUCGUCUGUGCAAAAACGCGCGAUUCAAAGCUCUCUCGCUUAAGACGUUUCAAAGUGCAAAGCGAUUAUGAAUUUUCAUCUCGAUAUUAACGCAAACGAGAAUUAUUUACACUAAUAAAAUUGUAUCAUAAUUAUACAUCACGUAUAUUAAUGAUAAAACUAGAGCUUAGUAAAAUGGUUAAAUUAGUUUUCAGUAAGACGUAAGGAUUGUUAGAGUUGUACUAAAUAUCGUUUUGGAAUAUCAAAAUGUAAGUAAAUCGGAUUAAUGAUGUUAGGAGACCAGGGUGUGGUGAUAUUUUGCACAAUUCUCAAAUUGAGGAAGAAUCCGAUUCACGGAAAGCGUUUUUCUAAAGAGAUUGGAUUUUAGUCUUUUAACUCGAGUCGAGAAAUUACAUAUCUGUAUUCACGAGCGCCACACGCAAAGCACAGAUUUAGUUUUGACGUUUGGCAAGUGAUUGUCAGAUGUCAAAUCGGCGAGUCUGUCCCUCGCUCGAAAGCGCGUGUGGCGUUUUCAGGCCUAAGAAUUCCUCAACACUGGUAUUGACUAAUAGAUAAUUAUAGAAAAUUAUGUGUUUAGAAAAGUAUUUUAAAUAUUUAGGAUAAUAUUGUAUUGUAAGAGGUUAAUUAAAUCAGUGUUUAGAAUGAGAUGCCAAAUUUAAAGUCAAUACACAUUAUUUUAGGUAAAGUCUUAAAUUAAUCUUAACAUAUUAAAAAGUUGAUGAAAAAUGUUACAGUUAAAUUAUAUUUGAGAGUUUUAUUAAGCGCAAUUUAUGCAAUUUUAUUCGUAGUGAGACCAUUGUUUCCAUUCGUUGGUUAUGUGUUACUGUUAAUGGAUGAAUGUGUCUGUUCGUUCGCUUUUCUGUUUUUCUCUCAUUUCACCGUCUCCCGGUUCGAAUACUACAUUUCAUGACACCCUAGAGCAUAUCAUUUAUCUAUUUUUAGUUAUGUAACAUCUAUUUAUCGUACUAUAUAAGCUGUAUGUACUUUAGUGAUCUAUAUCAAUAUGAAUAAAGGCCAACAUAUCAGUAAAUAAAGUUCGGUUAAGGCAUUACGGAAUUUCUAUCCUUUUUCAUUUUGUCUCCUCGUUUAUAGUUUUAAGUUUCGAAUAUAUUGAAAGGUUUCUUAUUUUAGAAUAAGCCUUUGUGUGUUUAAUUUCAUUCUUAUUUUUAAUUUCGUAAUUAAACUAUUAUACCCAUUAAA